Tripterygium wilfordii is the source of this 2545-nucleotide messenger RNA. Its product is annotated as stromal 70 kDa heat shock-related protein, chloroplastic. Gene Ontology annotation, cellular component: chloroplast; cytoplasm. The record is from RefSeq and is a predicted model, not a curated record. NCBI's taxonomy places the organism in Eukaryota, Viridiplantae, Streptophyta, Magnoliopsida, Celastrales, Celastraceae. The transcript has 8 exons. Gene Ontology annotation, molecular function: heat shock protein binding; ATP binding; ATP-dependent protein folding chaperone. Gene Ontology annotation, biological process: protein refolding; cellular response to unfolded protein. Bases 128 to 2242 code for a protein of 704 amino acids.
CUCUUCUUAUAUCUUCUGGAAUUAUCUCCAUCACUCGCGCCGCACGCACAAAUAGCCUCACUGUUUAGGGUUGUAUCAUAUAUUGUAUCUCGGAAUAUAUAGAUUUUGGUUGAUAGUUUCCUCAGAAAUGGCGGCUUCAAUUGCACAAAUCAACGUUCUUGGAGGGAUUGGGUUCCCUUCUUCAAAGACGGGGGUCAACGCUUCGUCUGCUUCCAGGACUGUGUUCUUCGGGCAGGGAUUAGGCAGUAGAAACAUAUGGAAUUCUGGGUUCUUGAGGUUAAACACUAAGUCACAGAGGAGGUACCGUGCGAGACCAUUAAGGGUGGUGAACGAGAAGGUCGUGGGAAUUGAUUUGGGCACGACGAACUCAGCUGUCGCAGCCAUGGAAGGAGGGAAGCCGACAAUAGUUACUAACGCAGAGGGGCAGAGAACGACUCCCUCCGUGGUUGCCUACACGAAGAAUGGGGACAGGCUGGUGGGACAGAUUGCUAAGCGCCAGGCGGUCGUGAACCCGGAGAAUACCUUCUUCUCCGUGAAGAGGUUUAUCGGGAGGAAGAUGUCUGAAGUGGACGAGGAGUCGAAGCAGGUGUCUUACAAGGUGGUCAGGGAUGAAAAUGGGAAUGUGAAGCUUGAGUGCCCUAUCCUUGGAAAGCAGUUUGCUGCUGAGGAAAUUUCGGCGCAGGUUUUGAGAAAGCUUGUGGACGAUGCCUCAAAGUUUUUGAAUGAUCAAGUAACCAAAGCUGUUGUAACUGUUCCAGCAUACUUCAACGAUUCCCAGAGGACAGCUACGAAGGAUGCUGGUCGUAUUGCUGGCUUGGAAGUUCUACGUAUCAUCAACGAACCGACGGCUGCUUCUUUGGCGUAUGGUUUUGAAAAGAAGAACAAUGAAACCAUAUUAGUAUUUGACCUUGGUGGUGGUACUUUUGAUGUUUCAGUGCUUGAGGUCGGUGAUGGUGUAUUUGAAGUGCUUUCUACUUCAGGAGACACUCAUCUAGGUGGUGAUGACUUUGAUAAGAGAAUUGUUGAUUGGCUUGCUGCUAGUUUUAAGCGAGAUGAAGGUAUAGAUCUUUUGAAGGACAAACAAGCUCUUCAGCGGCUUACUGAAGCAGCUGAGAAGGCUAAAAUGGAGUUGUCAUCUUUAACUCAAACUAACAUCAGCCUGCCUUUCAUUACUGCCACUGCUGAUGGCCCCAAGCAUAUUGAGGCCACCCUAACAAGGGCCAAGUUUGAGGAAUUGUGCUCAGACCUGCUCGACAGGCUUAAAAGCCCUGUUGAGACUUCAUUGAGAGAUGCAAAGCUCACCAUGAAAGAUUUAGAUGAAGUGAUCCUCGUUGGUGGGUCGACGCGUAUCCCAGCAGUUCAGGAGCUUGUGAAGAAGAUUACUGGGAAGGACCCCAAUGUUACAGUGAAUCCUGAUGAAGUUGUUGCUCUAGGGGCAGCAGUUCAGGCGGGUGUUCUCUCUGGGGAUGUCAGCAACAUUGUGCUUCUGGAUGUUGCACCGUUAUCUAUUGGUCUUGAAACUCUUGGUGGUGUGAUGACAAAAAUUAUACCGAGGAACACAACCUUGCCCACAUCCAAAUCAGAGGUGUUCUCAACCGCUGCAGAUGGUCAGACUAGUGUUGAGAUUAAUGUCCUUCAGGGCGAGAGAGAAUUUGUUAGGGACAAUAAAUCUCUUGGUAGUUUCCGCCUUGAUGGUAUCCCGCCUGCUCCACGCGGGGUUCCUCAGAUUGAAGUUAAAUUUGACAUAGAUGCGAAUGGAAUUCUUUCUGUCACUGCUAUUGAUAAAGGCACGGGGAAGAAGCAAGAUAUCACCAUCACUGGUGCCAGCACCUUGCCGAGUGACGAGGUGGAGAGGAUGGUCAACGAAGCAGACAAGUUUGCUAAGGAAGACAAGGAGAAGAGAGAUGCCAUUGACACAAAGAACCAGGCGGAUUCGGUUGUGUACCAAACUGAAAAGCAGCUCAAGGAGCUAGGUGACAAAGUUCCUGGCCCUGUGAAGGAGAAGGUUGAGGCAAAACUCAAAGAACUGAAGGAUGCCAUUGCAGGGGGUUCAACCCAAUCGAUUAAAGACGCCAUGGCUGCCCUUAAUCAAGAAGUUAUGCAGCUUGGCCAGUCCCUUUACAAUCAGCCAGGUGCUUCUGGUGCAGGGCCUACACCUGGGCCUGAAUCCCCUCCAUCGGAUUCGUCAAACAAGGGACCUGACGGAGAUGUUAUUGAUGCAGAUUUCUCUGACAGCAAGUGAGAUUAGAAGGUUGAUGUCUAGUUUUUUAGAUGGGUGUUUCUUCCCAUUUUCAUUCAGAAUUGUGUAUAAGAAAUAGAUUUUACAGGGAUUGGGAUAUAAGUUCCCAGGCACUUUUGUCUUUGGGGACAGAAAUAGGAUUUGUGCUUUAGGAAUAUGGUGGGAGAUGAAAUAGAAAUUGCAACCCAUCCUUGGGUCAUGACACGUGCAUUGUUUUAACUUAUUUUGACUUCGUUGGCUUUACCAUAUAUAUUUAGCGUUCGUUUGGUGCUCCAUUUUGAUGCACCAUAUGUUGUUCACGAAUCA